AUGCCGCCAAUGGACGCCAAGGCGCCGUCGCAAAAACCGGCCGAUCCCAUCCUCUUCUCCUUCCCCACCUCGGACGACCUCUCUCGCAAUCUCGCCGAUUUCGUCAUCAAAGCCCAGAACGAUGCCAUCGCACGACGAAACAAGUUUACGCUCGCCACCUCGGGCGGGUCGUUGCCCAAGAUGUUGGCCAAGUACCUCGUCUCCCGUUCCGACGACGCGGCGUUGAGGUGGGACAAGUGGGAGGUGUUUUUCUGCGAUGAACGACUUGUGCCGUUGGAUCACGAGGAUAGCAACUACGCCCUGUGUCAUCAGGAGUUUUUCUCCAAAGUGCCGUUGAAGAGGGAACAGAUCCAUACCAUCGAUGAAAGCCUCAUGGACGAUCCGGAGGAGUUGAGCGAUGCGUACGAGAAACAGCUCGUUGCGGCCUUCGCGGGGAAGGAAGCGGUGAGAAACCCCGUGUUCGAUCUCAUCCUGCUCGGGAUGGGCCCCGAUGGUCACACCUGCUCCCUGUUCCCGGGACACGAACUGCUGACCGAACAGGACAGGUGGGUCGCCCCCAUCGAGGACAGCCCCAAACCCCCCGCCAAGCGCAUCACUUUCACCUACCCCGUGCUCAAUCACGCUCAUCGAUUGGCUUUCGUCCUGGCCGGAGAGGGCAAACAGGAGAUGCUCAGCAAGGUCCUCGAUCAGCCAGAACUGGGUCUCCCCGCUAGCAGGGUGAGGCCCAGCCCACCAGGUGAUAUCUACUUCUUCACUGACGACGCUGCCAGCAAGACGACCAAGUACGGAAGGUCCGAGUUCAAGUUGUAG
Kalmanozyma brasiliensis GHG001 is the source of this 810-nucleotide messenger RNA. Its product is annotated as Glucosamine/galactosamine-6-phosphate isomerase. Gene Ontology annotation, biological process: pentose-phosphate shunt; carbohydrate metabolic process. The record is from RefSeq and is a predicted model, not a curated record. Lineage: Eukaryota; Fungi; Basidiomycota; Ustilaginomycetes; Ustilaginales. Gene Ontology annotation, molecular function: 6-phosphogluconolactonase activity. The transcript has a single exon. The coding region runs from base 1 to 810 and encodes 269 amino acids.